This is a messenger RNA of Guillardia theta CCMP2712, 2982 nucleotides long. RefSeq lists its product as hypothetical. The record is from RefSeq and is a predicted model, not a curated record. Bases 1 to 2982 code for a protein of 993 amino acids. Gene Ontology annotation, biological process: trehalose biosynthetic process. The transcript has 10 exons. Gene Ontology annotation, cellular component: cytosol. Gene Ontology annotation, molecular function: starch binding; catalytic activity. Lineage: Eukaryota; Cryptophyceae; Pyrenomonadales; Geminigeraceae.
AUGGACAGAACAUUGAAGAGAAACUCUUCGCACGAGAAAACUCUCAACAGCAACCCCAGCAGCGGGGGUCUCCCAACCAUCCCCAGUGGGGGCACGCUGUCCUCCAGGACAAACAGUCAGUCGAGCAUCCAGUCCUUCACUGGGAACCCUGGAGGAAGCGCGAAUGACCUGUCCAGGCCUCCUGUCUCCGCGACCCCCAAGGCUAGGCUGUCGCGACCGUCGAGCAGGGAGCAGAUUUUGAACGAGUUCAAGCAAGGGCCUGAUUCGCAGAUGCUGAAGCUGUCAAGCGGCUCAGGAAGAGUUGUGACGAAUGUGGAAUUCCAGGUGACGGCAAACACCGAGGUUGGAGAUCUUGUAGUCGUUACUGGGUCAAGCCUAGAGCUCGGCUCAUGGGAGCCAAGGAACGGAGUUGUGCUAUCGACAGACAAUCACAGAUAUCCGAUGUGGUCAGCGAUUGUGGACUUGCCAACAGGUCAGACCAUCGAGUACAAGUAUUCGAUCAUCAAGCAGGAUGGCACCGUGACUUGGGAGAAUGACAUAGAGAAUCGAAUGAUAACACCGGAGGGAACUUCAGUGGUGCUUGACGACGGCAGAUUCAACUCUGAGCGAGCAAGAUUGUUGAACAAGAAAAAGCAAUCUCUUGAAAAGGGAAAGAAAGAUCUCGGAAAGCAUUUCUUGGAACUUCAGGCGAACCUGGACAAGAGCGACACGAUCUACAUCAUCACAUAUCGCCUGCCUCUCAGCACGCACAGAGACCCAGUCACAGGGAAGUACUCUUUUGAAUGGUUGUCUCAGCUGUCCGACAGCAAGCUGCGAGAGAUGGACAACACAAAGGUCAUGCGAUCCAUGAGCAGGCAUGCGACAUACGUCAUUGAGAACCUUCGCGAUCUUCGGUCUCGUUGCAACGUGUGGUAUGUGGGGGGACUGGGCAUCGAGGUGAGCGAGGAGGAUCAGGAGCAAGUGGAGAAGGAGCUUGCAGAGAAGUUUCAGUGUAUCCCAGUCUUCCUUCCGCGAGACAUGGCAUCAGAGUUCGAAGAUUUCUGCCAUGAUAUCCUGAAGCCUGUCUUCCAUUUCUUCCAUCCGACAAAUCGAGACAUGUGCUGUGCUUUCUCAGCCGGAGCGAAGUGGCAGCUGUACAACGCGGUGAACCUGCGCUACGUCACUCCCGUGGUGCAGAACUUCAACGAUGGAGACAUCGUCUUCGUGUUUGACCUCGAGCUUCUCAUGGCCCCUACGCUCAUUGGCUCUCGAGCUCGCACUGCCAACGUCUGCUUUUUCUUCAACACCCCCUUCCCCUCCUCUGAAAUCUUCCGCACCCUGCCGAUCAGGAAACAGAUCCUCAACUCCCUGCUGAACUCCAACUUCAUCCAGUUCCACGACUACAACUACACUCGACACUUCCUCUCCUGCUGCUCCACCUUGUUGGGUAUCGAGCAUAGACCCACCCGCGGCGGGUUGAUGCUCCUGGUCUUCAACGGACACCACUGCUACAUCCGGGCGUGCCACGUCGGCAUCGAUGCUCCGACUCUGUGCGAGCGGCUCAAGGAACCCCAGGUGUCGCAGGAGCUGGAGAACUGGAAGGCGAAGUUUGCGGAGUCUGGGAAGCAGGUCAUCCUGUGCGGGUACGACGACCUGGAGCCUCUCACGGGCAUCACGCUCAAGCUCUCUGCCUUUCGCAACAUCCUCAACGGGUUCCCUGAGUACCGCAAGAACCUCCUCCUCAUCCAGGUCGCCAUCCCCCUCCACGACUCGAGGGGAGAGCUCAUGCACAAGGAGUACGUCAACCAGGUGCACGCAGCCGCCGAGCUGAUCGAGAAGGAGUACCCGGGGAGCCUCAUGCUGCUCACUGAGAAGAUGCCCUUCGGCCCGAGAUGUGCCCUCUUCGCGCAGUGCGAUGCGCUCGUUAUGGCGUCGGUGCGCCAUGGCCUGAGCCUCGUGCCCUUUGAGUUUGUGCUCUGCAACGAGUACGGGGGGAAGAAGGGCUCGCUGGUGGUCUCAGAGUUCGCCGCGUGCAGCCGCGUCAUCCCCGGGGCCAUGAGAACGAAUCCCUUCCGAGACGAAGACUUCGCCAAGGCCAUCGUCAAGUGCCUUCGGCAGCCCCCGCACGAGCGGCAGCACUACCACCUGCAGCAGGUGGACUGGUGCAAGACUCACACGGUGGAGAGAUGGGCAGAGACGAUCCUGUUGGACAUGAAGAGAGUGCGAGAGAGCAUGAUCCUCAACGGCGAGGACGUGAAACGAGCGGCGAGCUGCCGCGUCGGGCUCGUGAAGAGCACGUACAAGGAGAUCUCGAGCAAUGUGCUGAAGGCGGAUCAGGUGCUGAUGGCAUACUCGGAGGCAAAGACAAGGCUUCUCCUUAUCGACGUCGACUUGCUCAUUCGCCCCAAGGAAGAGAUGGGGGAUGUAUCCAAGGACCAAUGCAUCAGGUCCCUCCAGCAACUAGUCCAGGAAAGUGGAAACCUGGUCUUCCUCCUCUCCUCAGAGACGCCAGAGAAUUUGCUCAAGUGGCUGGGGACGGCACAUGCCAAGGCGUGGGAGCAGAUGGGUCUGGCAGCAGAGGACGGAUACUACUACAAGUGGCCGGGCUCUCCUUUGCAGCGAUGGGAUGUUCGGAUGGAGGUCAGAGCAGACUGGAAGGAGGUCUGCAGGAACGUCAUGGAGGCGUACGCGGAGAGGACGACAGGAACCUUCAUCGAAGGCGACAAAGUCGCCUCCAUCACUUGGCAUUACGGGUCGACCAACCCUGAGUUUGGAGCCCUUCAAGGCAAAGAGCUCCUCAACCAUCUCGAGGACACUAUGGCGCAUCUGCCCGUCGAGGUUGUGAUGGGGAAGUCAUUUGUGCGUGUUCGACACGAGGGAGUGACCAAGGGGGCGAUCACGAAGCAUCUGAUGAGUCACAUCACCGAUAGAGGAGGCGUCGACUUCAUCCUCUGCCUCGGCGAUGACCGCAUGGAUGAAGGUCCCCCCCUCUCCCCCCGUUAA